Messenger RNA from Cavia porcellus (domestic guinea pig), 2029 nucleotides. It is a transcript of the gene Foxa3, whose product is annotated as forkhead box A3. Lineage: Eukaryota; Metazoa; Chordata; Mammalia; Rodentia; Caviidae. The record is from RefSeq and is a predicted model, not a curated record. Bases 388 to 1344 code for a protein of 318 amino acids. Gene Ontology annotation, molecular function: protein domain specific binding; RNA polymerase II cis-regulatory region sequence-specific DNA binding; transcription factor binding. Gene Ontology annotation, biological process: regulation of transcription by RNA polymerase II; cell differentiation; anatomical structure morphogenesis. The transcript is spliced from 3 exons.
GGAGGGGAGCCCGGGGCAGGCGAAGGCGGGGGUGUCCCGGCUAUAAAGCGUGGCCGCCUCCCUUGGCGCCCGGGACAGCGGGACCCCGGGCGGUCGGACGGGCGAGCGCCGGUCGCAACUCGGGCCGUGCCCGCCAAGAGAUUCGGGCCCUCCGUGUUCCCCCGGGACCGGGGCCGGAGCUGGAGCCGGUGCGGGUGGGGGCGCAGGCCCGGGGGAUGCUGGGCUCGGUGAAGAUGGAGGCCCAUGACCUGGCCGAGUGGAGCUACUACCCGGAGACGGGCGAGUCUCAGGACCUCUUUCACUCAAAAACUACUGAAGAUCCCAAACAGUUUCUUUUAAUGUGGGUUAUGUCUAUCGGUCUACUCUCCCGUAACCCCAGUGCCCACCAUGGCGCCUCUCAACUCCUACAUGACCUUAAACCCUCUAAGCUCUCCCUACCCCACCGGGGGGGUCCCUGCCUCCCCACUGCCCUCAGGACCUCUGGCACCACCUGCCCCCUCAGCAGCCCUGGGGCCCACCUUCCCAGGCCUGGGUGCCAGCAGUGGCGGAGGUAGCAGCUCUGGGUAUGGGGGCCCAGGGUCUGGGCUGGUACACGGGAAGGAGAUGCCCAAGGGCUACCGGCGACCUCUGGCCCACGCCAAGCCGCCCUAUUCCUACAUCUCCCUCAUCACCAUGGCCAUCCAGCAGGCACCCGGCAAGAUGCUCACCUUGAGUGAGAUCUACCAGUGGAUCAUGGACCUCUUCCCUUACUACCGGGAGAACCAGCAGCGCUGGCAGAACUCCAUCCGCCACUCGCUGUCCUUCAACGACUGUUUUGUCAAGGUGGCUCGAUCCCCGGACAAGCCGGGCAAGGGCUCCUACUGGGCCCUGCACCCCAGCUCCGGCAACAUGUUCGAGAAUGGCUGCUACCUGCGCCGUCAGAAGCGCUUCAAGCUGGAGGAGAAGGUGAAGAAAGGGACCAGUGGGACCUCAGCUACCAGGGCCAGCCCAGGGUCCACUGCCUCCACCACCACCGCUGCUGCCACUGUUACCUCCCCACCGCAGCCGCAGCCCCCGCCCCCAGAGCCUGAGGCCCAGGGUGCGGGGGAGGAUGUGGGGGCUCUGGACUGCGGCUCCCCCACUUCCUCCACGCCCUAUUUCACCGGCCUGGAGCUCCCAGGAGAGCUGAAGCUGGACGCACCCUACAACUUCAACCACCCUUUUUCCAUCAACAACCUUAUGUCAGAACAGACACCGGCACCACCCAAACUGGACGUGGGGUUUGGGGGGUAUGGGGCUGAGAAUGGGGAGUCCGGUGUCUACUACCAGGGCCUCUAUUCCCGCUCUCUGCUUAAUGCAUCCUAGCAGGGGAGGGUAGGAACGUGGUGGGAGGGGACGGCUGUGACUCAUGCCAUCAGGCCUUUGGGGCCUGGUUCUUCUGGUGCCACUCUGCUUGUCCCUGGGGUAAUGUCUUGUUUGGUCUAUUACUUACUGUGAUGAUCCACUGGUACUCUGACAACCAAGUCGGACAAUGUUAGUGCCUCCAAGGCUGAUGUUAUUGAUUGAACCCUUGGGCACUUUGAUGGCCACCAUCUGGGAUGACAUCUUGGUUGGCCCUUUGGGUGUGAUGGUGAUAUCGUCUCAGUGACAUCUUCCAUGACCCACUGGGUGCUGGCACCACUUACAUUUUGGUGGACUUGGCUCUGUAGGUGCCGAGUUGGCCAUCAUCCUGCAUGGCAUCUCUUUUGGCCUAUUGGGUCCUUGGAGGGCCACUGUAUCAGCCAUAUGACAUCAAUGUGUCAUUGACCACCAUUGACAGCCACCAUGGCCCAGUGUUGGCUGUUAUCACUGUAUCUUUGGUGUUGACUGGGAGAGGGAUGGAGGUGAGACGAUUCCUCCAUUUUCUCCAAUGCCCAGCUCCCCAGAGGUGUCCAAGAGAAGCCAGAAGGGCUGGUCAGGGUGUGGGGAGUUUCUACUGAAGUCCAUUUCUUGCCUGGGAAGUGGGAUACUGGCUAUGUUUGACCAUUAAAGGCACCACUUCGGCCUCUGA